Messenger RNA from Ochotona princeps (American pika), 1100 nucleotides. RefSeq names its product protein SET-like. Gene Ontology annotation, biological process: nucleosome assembly. The transcript has a single exon. The record is from RefSeq and is a predicted model, not a curated record. Gene Ontology annotation, cellular component: nucleus; chromatin. The coding region runs from base 202 to 1071 and encodes 289 amino acids. NCBI's taxonomy places the organism in Eukaryota, Metazoa, Chordata, Mammalia, Lagomorpha, Ochotonidae. Gene Ontology annotation, molecular function: chromatin binding; histone binding.
AAAUCAUACACACACACUCUGGCUGUGAAGAAGCUUAUGAAGACGUGCAGAAAUCAGAGUGGAAUGGAGUAGCCUGUUAGAGAACUGUGGAGACAAAACUCAGGAAGGCAGGCAGGUCCGGGAUAGGCGCAAGAAUUCCCUCUUCUGGUUCUCACCGCUUCCUUCCCGCUUGGCAGAGCUGCGCACGACGUGCCUUGAAACAUGGCCCCCAAACGCCCAGCUUCGCUCCUGCCUAAAGCAAAGAAGCCUAGACUGGCUCCAGGCCCCAAGCUGGCAGACACAGGGGCCUCUAAGGGUCUGUCCAAGGGAGAAAAAGAACAAGAAGCAAUGGAACAUAUUGAUGAAAUACAGAAUGAAGUAGACACACUUUAUGAGCAAGCCAGCAAGGAGAUUUUGAAAGUAGAGCAGAAAUAUAACAAACUCCACCAACCAUUCUUUCAGAAGAGGUCAGAACUAAUUGCCAAAAUCCCCCAUUUUUGGGUAACAACAUUUGUCAAGCAUCCACGAGUAUCUCUACAGCUUGGAGAGGAGGAUGAAGAGGUGCUGCGUUAUCUGACCAGAGUCGAAGUGACAGAGUUUGAAGAGAUUUUAUCAGGUUACAGAAUAGAUUUUUAUUUUGAUGAAAAUCCCUACUUUAAAAAUAAAGUUCUCUCCAAGGAAUUUCAUGUGAAUGAGAGUGGGAGUCCAUCCUCAAAGUCCACUGAGAUCAAAUGGAAAUCCAGAAAGGACUUGAGAAAACGGUCAAGUCCAACACAGAACAAAGCCAGCAGGAAGAGACAACGCAAGGAGCCCGAGAGCUUCUUCACCUGGUUCAGCGACCACUCGGACCCCGGUGCUGCUGCGCUGGGCCAGGUCAUCAAGGACGACAUCUGGCCGAACCCACUGCGGUACUACUUGGCUCCAGAAAUGGACCAUGAGGAAGGGGAAGGAGAAGAGGGAGAAGAAGAAGAUGAUAAUGAUGAUGAAGGAUUGAAAGACAUUGAUGAAGAAGGGGAUGAGCUUGAAGGUGAGGAAGAUGAAGAUGAGCAUGAAGGUGAAGAAGGAGAGGUGGAUGAAGGAGCUGAUGACUAAUAGCACUGAUUGAUUCCAGUUUCUUUCCA